Molecule: messenger RNA, 3715 nt
Organism: Desarmillaria tabescens
Lineage: Eukaryota; Fungi; Basidiomycota; Agaricomycetes; Agaricales; Physalacriaceae
Exons: 8
Coding region: 189-3647 (1152 amino acids)
Source: RefSeq, a predicted model, not a curated record
UUUGAACCGACAGUCUCGGCGUGGGAGGACCAGAUUGAGCCCGCCUUGUUGCACGAACACCCAGAAAAAGGAUACGAACCGACGGCGUUUCCUGUCCGGGACAAUGGAGCGGGGACCCACACGCGCCAUACGACAGGAUCAGCCACAGAGCGUCGUUAGGGUGUCGCUUAAGUAUGAGGGCUUAGAAAAUGGAGAACAAACCCUAUCUUCAACGACCUCUCAUCAUGACCAAAAAACGAGGGGCCAAGCGUAAAUAUUUGGCUGCAGACAGGGAUUCUGGUCCUACCACGUUCGAUGCUUUCACUGAUGUCAGAAGACCUAAAAAACGUCGGAAGUUGCUUUGUGUCCUGGUUCCGUCGCUGCCAGACGAUUGGCGUCUGCCUUAUUCGAGCCCUUCAGAUACAGCCAUACCAAGGCUCGAUCCGGAUCCAAAUGCUGUAUUAGUAUGCAAAUCACACGAGGUGUAUGCGGUCGGUGAAUACCGAUGUGGACAUGUAGUGCAUCCUCUACCCAGCGUCCACCCUCACCAUCCACUGCAUUGGCUCAUUAUCUAUUCAUGUGCUUUGCUACCAUGGUUCGGCAUCGCCUUCCAUCGCGGGCUAAAAGCAUUUAUUUGCCCCACACACGAGCUGCUCGUGCCCCUCGGCGAGCUUACCACUCACAUCCUCCGAAACCACCAUAAUCUUCUUCAGCGGACUAUUCUAAUCUCAGAAGACCAAAAAUCCACAGUCGCACUUCCAGACGUGCGUCAUACAAAAAAGCUCAUGGACCAUUUCGUUCAGCAUAUCGCUGAGGCUUUCAACGUCCCCGUCACUAAAUCCUGGAACGAAGAUUUCCGGGCCACAGCCCCGAUACCAUAUCUCUCCCCACCUCGUCGUGCUCUGCGCUGUCCUGACUGUAGCCAUAUCAUCACUUCGUCAUUGUCUCCCAAAGGAGUGGAAAAGGUUAUAGCACCGCGCUCCGACCAUAUCAAGCAGAGGCACGGUCGUCGAACGACCUCGUCUGAUCGGCAUCCAGACCCCAAUGAAUACUUUUAUGCCCAGGUAUCAGGCCCAUCAUGCGGAGGAAAACGUUUGCAUUCCAAAAUUGUUCUUCACGGUUAUACUCCUCCUCCUCAGUCUGGUCCUGCAUACCAAUGUGUUCAGGUCCUGCCGUCGCUUAAACCUUCGACGGUUGGCGUCUCCACCCCUACUCCGGUCUAUGCGGAAUGGUUAGAGCAGUUAGGGUAUCCGUCGAUGUUACAGCAUGCCCUCAAGGGUUUAUCGCAAAACGAACUCUUCUCGCUAGUGAUACUCCCUAGUCUGUAUGAGACAAGAUCUCCUCCACUUCCGAAUGAAGUCCUAGUUGAAAAUGCCCUACGGCACAUAUAUCUAUUUCUCACGACCUUCAUCAAGGACGCGAACCGCUACCUUGAUUCUGCACACCCCCAGCUACGGGAUGAGAUCGGCACCCCGUCUUCUCAAUUUCGGAAUCUAAAGUAUCCCUCAGCGUAUGCAGGUAUUGUUAUGGGCCUUUUCAUUCUCCUCCUUCGUGCGACUGUUCUCAAGAAGGCUGGUAUGCCUCUUCCCUUCAAGCUCAAACUCGAUCCCCAGGAGCGUAAGGCAACGAAGCGGCUGUACCGCUAUAUAACUGAGUCUGGCAACGACCUCGACCUUGGUACUCUUCACCAAAAGACUUACAACCUUCUCAAGGCGGUCCUCAUGGCCCAGCCGUCGAUAGAGAAACGGUGGUCGACCGCUAUCGACUACGUCUUGUUUUUUGGUGCUUUUCGUCGACGGAGGACGGGGAUGCUGGAAGGAGAUUCUCCAUUCGCGAGUCCUGGUCAGUUCACUGGUGUGUGUGCGUCAUGGCAAUACGUGCUUCGGUGCAUAGCGGUUCAUAUCGUUCGGCUGGGAGACAAUUCUGUGAUUGUCGAGGAGGAAGACGAAGGUAAUUUUGAAGACGAUGAUGAUGAUAAAGAUAUUGGUAAACUUCGGGCUGACCCCGUUCCUUCGAUGCUCCAGUCACUGAAAGUCUUCAUUGCACACAAUCGCUCGGAUGACACUGUAGAACAAUCCACUUCCUUCUCUCGUGUGCGGGUGGCCUGGCAUGCUGCUCAUGUCGGGAAGCUGCAAUGUCCGCCCCCUACGCAGUCAGUUUGGGAACCCAAUGGUCAUUCCUUCACACUGCAUCGCAAGGCACGCACCAUCGAAGUCGACGUAAACCGCUUCAAGGAUGGAACAUGGAGCUUGGUCAAGUCAGUACAUCGAGUACUCGAGAAGCUCAUGCUUGAUGAUCCAGAAAGUAUUGACCUGGUUAUGACAUUCGACGUUCUUGGCCUCGAGGACAAUCCUUGCGUGCCGGUAUCUUUCAUCGCAUCAAUUACCAGUCGUAGUGCUACAGCAUCCAUUGUUGAGGUGAUCUGGGAAAAGCUUCAAGCAUACGUUUUCCAUGAUGGACCGAAGAGGAUCGAUGGAAGUCGUGUUCGCGAUUGGCUCCGAUUGGAGGAGGAACUCGUCGGCGUGCUUGUUACUCUUCAUGCUAUAACGGGUGGCAUCAACCCGCGAAGCCAGCAAAUUGCGCAGCUUGAGUUUAAUAGCUCAAUCGCCGACCAUGAUCGACACCUUUUCCUCCUGAACCGAGACCUGGUGGUCGCCUUUUCGCCAAGCAAGAACCCACGGAAACAAGGGGAAAAGUCUGGCAGUGUACAUUUUCUUCCCUCAGUCGUGGCCCAGCUUCUCAUCGUUUUUUUGAUAUUCGUUCGGCCUUUGAAGACGCGAUUACUGAUGGCUCGUGGUUCGGUAAAGCUACCGGGUUUUCUCCAGACUCGUAUUUACCUCGACACUCACGGAUACCCAUACUCGGGCGCUCAGCUCGACAAUAUCAUUAGAGAUCAUCUCGGAAAACACUUUGGCAUGUACGCCAACACACUUGACCUCCGGCAAAUCUUCUCGUCCAUCAAGAAUAAAUAUUUCGGUGGUCUUUUCCUUGUCCCGGAGCAGAGUGCUGUCCAUGCGCAAGCUGAUCAUUCUGGUUACGUUGAUCGUUCGCAUUACGGCAGGAAUUUUACUCGAAGCAAGUUUAGUCUGUCUACGGAGGACAUUGAGCAUUUUUAUCGGCUGAGCCGGCUCUUCCAUGGUGUGAUGGGGCUCAUACCGUUAGAGCCUGAGAUGUCUGCGCUUCGGUCUCCUGUCCCGGUGCUCAUUCGGCGGGAGAGAGAGCAGCUUGCUGCGGAGCGUUGCCAUCGCUUGGUGUUAUAUCAUUAUCGUCUUGCGGUUGGAGAGAAUUCUGAUGUUAUGCUUUCUCGAAUAAUGGAACUGAUUGAGCAAAAGCCGUACUUGGGUAACUAUCAUGACAAGCACUGGAGUAGACUUGGAGAUCCUGUUCUGCAUGGUGUAACCUCAGCUGUAUGCCGUGGUGCCUCGAAGGCUAGGUCUGGGGAUGUUGAUCCUUUUCACGCAGCUUCGACUCAAGACAUAGCAUGUGCCAUUGCUAUUAUUGAACUUACACUUUUGGAAUUUAAGGCAAUGGCUGAGACGGGAUCCGAUAGUUUUAAUAGCAUUGACUUGGAUAGCCUGACUUAUCAUACGGCCGUAAAGGGAGCUGAGGAGGAGAUUUCGAGAUUUCAGGAAUGGAAUCUAGAGACUGUACGUAGUCCAUCAUUUUGAUAACUGUAGGUAAUCCGUUAGAACGGAGAAACGACGAAUACAAAGUAUGUCCCGAUGCGAAACAAGAC